UGGUGUGGCGUUUUGUGCGUGGAUUUGUUCAAAGAGUAAAAAAUCAGUAACGUAUGUAAUGUAAACUUGUGAUUGGGAAGCUAAACGUUGAUUCUCAAUCUUUAUAAUAUAUUAUUCUCCACACUCCCACCCAAGUGUUAAACAAAGCUUCAACAACACAGAGUAGUAGCAACGUUCAUUGGUUUGAAUCUGCCAUGGGACAAGUCUUUGACAAACUACAAGGUAAGGAUUGGAGGGAAAAGCAAAUAAGGAAGAUAACCGAUCGAGUUUUUGAACGAGUAAAGAGUCAAAUGCAAACUAAUAAUUUGUGUUUUGAAGAACUGUAUAUUGCUGUAUUACUUGUGUACAAUGAUAUCAAUAAGUAUAUUCCUGGUCCCCAUUUUGAUCCUCCAUCAAAAGAAAAAGUCAGAGAAGUCAUGAAGAACUGCGAUAUCAACUUCGAUGGAGAAAUUGAUCCCGAAGAAUUUUACAGUUUCAUCCAGAUAAUGACAGCUGACACAGUCACUUUUGUUGGUCAAAAGCUUAUCAUCACUUUGGUUGUAGCACCGGCGGUGGCGGUGGCAACGAAGAAAGCCACUGAAGGUGUCCCAGGUGUUGGGAAACUGGUGCAAAGGUUACCCAACUCAGUUUAUGCUUCUCUUGUGACACUUGCAGCUGUGUGGUUCCAGAACGCGGCACAGGAUUCUCAGAACUUCUAGUCAUUGUUCAUCUUUGUCUUUUAAGCAGAAUGAUGUAUUUAUCUUGAUUGUAUACAUAGGAUUGCUGCUUUUUGCAUGUUUGUUAUAGAAAUGUCAAUUCAUAAAAACAAUGGUUGUGGUUGGCAUUGUGAACAAAGCUCAACUCUUGUUAUUUAUUUGUGCCUGUAAGUAAAUUAUCUUGAAUAAAAUUAGAUAAAGUUAUUAUCUGAAA
Messenger RNA from Lotus japonicus, 909 nucleotides. RefSeq lists its product as uncharacterized. Bases 195 to 698 code for a protein of 167 amino acids. NCBI's taxonomy places the organism in Eukaryota, Viridiplantae, Streptophyta, Magnoliopsida, Fabales, Fabaceae. The transcript has 4 exons. Gene Ontology annotation, molecular function: calcium ion binding. The record is from RefSeq and is a predicted model, not a curated record.